Zootermopsis nevadensis is the source of this 1076-nucleotide messenger RNA. RefSeq lists its product as uncharacterized. Lineage: Eukaryota; Metazoa; Arthropoda; Insecta; Blattodea; Termopsidae. The record is from RefSeq and is a predicted model, not a curated record. Gene Ontology annotation, cellular component: extracellular matrix.
CGGCGCUCAGUCAGCAGCCGAACACCGCGCGAAGCAGCUGCCUGUCUCGGUGACUGAUCUGGUGACGACGUCAGGGAGCCUUUCUGUUGUAAAUGCUGUUGGUUUUUGCCGCCGUCGUGGCCGUUGCCAGGGCCGGUAUCUACGGCGCUCCUGCCGUCGUGUCCCCAGGAGUCCCUCUCACGAGGGCAAUUGCCGCCCCCGUUGCUUACGCCACUCCGGAGAGCCGAAGCGGAGACGUCGUCCAGGGCAGCUACAGCCUGGUGGAGCCUGAUGGCACCCGUCGUACCGUCGAGUACACCGCUGACCCCGUCAACGGAUUCAACGCCGUCGUACACCGUGAGCCCGCUGUGGUCGCUAAGGCUGUUGCCCCCGCUGUAGUUGCCGCCCCCGCCGUCGCUAAGAUCGCUGCUCCUGUCGCUUAUGCAGCUCCCGUUGCCCGUGUUGCUGCUCCUCUGGCAGUUGCCGCUCCCAUUGCUCGCUACGCAGCUGCCGCUCCGGCUUUGAGCUACAGCGCCCCCAUCGCAAGAGCUUCAAUUGCCGGCCCAGCUUUGAGCUACGGCGCCCCCAUCGCCAGUGCUGCAUAUGCCACCCCAUCUUUGAGCUACGGCGCCCCCAUCGCCAGAGCUGCAAUUGCUGGCCCAGCUUUCAGCUACGGCGCCCCCAUCGCCAGUGCUGCAUAUGCCACCCCAUCUUUGAGCUACGGCGCCCCCAUCGCCAGAGCUGCAUAUGCCACCCCAUCUUUGAGCUACGGCGCCCCCAUCGCCAGAGCUGCAUAUGCCGCCCCAUCUUUGAGCUACGGGGCCCCCAUCGCCAAGGCUGCAUAUGCUGCCCCCGCUUUGAGCUACGGCGCUGGCUACAUCGGCAACGCUGUGCACACCGCCUACACCGGACCUUGGAGACGUCGUCCAGGGCAGCUACAGCCUGGUGGAGCCUGACGGCACCCGUCGUACCGUCGAGUACACCGCUGACCCCGUCAACGGAUUCAACGCCGUCGUACACCGUGAGCCCGCUGUGGUCGCUAAGGCUGUUGCCCCCGCUGUAGUUGCCGCCCCCGCCGUCGCUAAGAUCGCUGCUCC